Messenger RNA from Neltuma alba, 737 nucleotides. RefSeq names its product heme-binding protein 2-like. The transcript is spliced from 2 exons. NCBI's taxonomy places the organism in Eukaryota, Viridiplantae, Streptophyta, Magnoliopsida, Fabales, Fabaceae. The coding region runs from base 1 to 672 and encodes 223 amino acids. The record is from RefSeq and is a predicted model, not a curated record.
AUGACCACUACUCUAACGAAAUUGAAGCUCUCGCUGCUAUUGGUCCUCCUCUUCGCAUCGGUUUCAAGCUUCGCGAAAGUUCCUCCAACAUGCAAGCGCAUUGAGUGUCCCUCCUACGAUGUGAUUUAUGCCGGCAACGGCUACGAAAUCCGCCAUUAUAAUUCCACUGUCUGGGCCUCAACUUCCCCCAUUCAAGACAUUUCUCUUGUUAAAGCAACCGGAACUGGAUUCUCAAGGUUGUUUGAUUAUAUUCAGGGCAAGAACGACUACAAGCAAAAAAUUGAAAUGACAGGACCUGUGGUCACUGAAGUAUCACCUAGUGGUGGAUCUUUGUGUGAGUCCUCAUUUGUGGUAAGCUUCUUUGUUCCGAAGAAGAACCAAGCAAACCCUCCGCCUGCAAAGGAUCUCCAUAUCCAAAGAUGGAAGCCUGUGUAUGCAGCAGUGAGGCAGUUCGGUGGGUUUGUGAAAGAUUCAAACGUUGGGCCGGAAGCGGCUGCAUUGAAUGCCAGUAUUGCAGGCACUAAGUGGUCUUCUGCCAUUGAAAAGAGCCACAGAGCUGGACAUAAUUCUGUUUAUACUGUUGCUCAAUAUAAUGACCCUUUUGAGGUUGAUGAGAGGGUAAACGAGAUAUGGUUAUUGUUUGAUUUAGAGAAUGGAAUGCAUUCUAUCUGAAGCUGAUUAGGGAGAAAGCAAGGAUCAGUUUGCGGAUUCUAGAUACAGCAUGUAAAAGUUUCAAU